AUGGCCUCCGUUGAGAUGAAGAAGAUAACCCUGAAGAGUGACGACGGUGAGAUCUUCGAGGUGGAGGAGGCUGUGGCCAUGCAGUCGCAGACCAUCAGGCACAUGAUGGAGGACGAUUGUGCUGAUGGCGCGAUACCUCUGCCAAACGUGACCAGCAACAUCCUAGCGAAGGUGAUCGAAUACUGCAGAAAGCACAAAGAAGAGGCCGCCGAUGGCGAGAACAAAAAGGACAUUUUGAAGGAAUGGGACGCUGAGUUCGUGAAGCUGGACCAGGUCACUCUGUUUCACCUAAUCAUGACUGCAAAUUAUCUCAACAUCAAGAGCCUGCUGGAUUUGACCGCCCAAACUGUGGCGGAGAUGAUCAAGGGAAAGACACCUGAAGAGAUCCGUGAGACGUUCAACAUCAAGAACGACUUCACACCUGAGGAAGAAAAGAAGAUUCGUGAGGAGAACCAGUGGGCAUUCGAGUGA
Messenger RNA from Prunus armeniaca (apricot), 471 nucleotides. Lineage: Eukaryota; Viridiplantae; Streptophyta; Magnoliopsida; Rosales; Rosaceae. The record is from the annotation of a GenBank genome assembly.